AUGCGAGCGAAAUUGGUGACCGAUGUGAUCGAGGAUUCAGGAGGGCCGGGUAAAGGUGGCGGAGAAGACCCCGCCAAGUCCACCGAGCAGGAGGACCGGACUCGACCUCAGAUCCUGUCGGGAUCGGGCUACUGCAAAUGGUUCAACGUCCGGAUGGGCUUUGGAUUUACCUCAAUGACCAGCAGCGAAGGGAGCCCCGUCGACCCCCCUCAGGAUGUUUUCGUCCACCAAAGCAAACUGGUGAUGGAGGGCUUCCGCAGCUUAAAGGAGGGUGAGCAGGUGGAGUUCACCUAUAAGAAGUCCUCCAAGGGCCUGGAGUCCCUGCGGGUGACCGGACCUGGUGGGGGACCCUGUGCAGGCAGCGAGAGGAGACCCAAAGGGAAGGUCCCACUCCAGAAACGCAAACCAAAGGGAGACCGCUGUUAUAACUGUGGAGGUCUGGAUCACCAUGCCAAGGAGUGUGGCCUGCCCCCCCAGCCAAAGAAAUGCCACUACUGCCAGAGCAUCACGCACAUGGUGGCUCAGUGUCCCCACAAGGCGCUGGCGCCCGCCACCGGCUCUCAGGACCAACAUGCGUCUACCUCGGCCUUCAGCCCGGGGAGCGGGCCCUACCUCUGCCCCCCGGAGGAGGAGGAGCGCUCCGGCUCGUCUCCCCUAGAAGGCUCCUCCUCCUCCCCCGAGGAGCCCCACACACACCGCGGUCCCCGGACCCAGAGGUGGAGGAAAUCCUGAAGACUGCCCCCUAGAGGUGAACCCCCUUGACCCUCAUGUCUCCCCUCAAUCAAGGAUACCUGAA
This is a messenger RNA of Centropristis striata (black sea bass), 796 nucleotides long. It is a transcript of the gene lin28b, whose product is annotated as lin-28 homolog B (C. elegans). Bases 1 to 732 code for a protein of 243 amino acids. The transcript has 4 exons. NCBI's taxonomy places the organism in Eukaryota, Metazoa, Chordata, Actinopteri, Perciformes, Serranidae. The record is from RefSeq and is a predicted model, not a curated record. Gene Ontology annotation, molecular function: nucleic acid binding; zinc ion binding.